AUGCCUUCUGUAGGUGCUGCUCUCUGGCGCUCUCUACGGGCGCACCAGGUGUAUGGUGCCAACACCGAGGUUGGAAAGACCCUGGUGUCUACGGUCCUCUGUAACGCCGUGCGACGACUCCCCUCACCAGGAAAGGCAGCUUUCCUCAAGCCGGUGUCGACGGGGCCGUUGGAUGAUGCAGAUGAUAGACACAUUCAACGCCAUGCCCCCGGGACUCUGACUCGCUGUCUCUAUCAAUUCGACGAACCGGUCAGCCCGCACAUUGCAGCGAAGCAGAACAAUUUCACACCCCCCCGGGACGACGAUAUCGUCGCCUCAAUCCAUAAAACCCUCUCCGAGUGGGCAGGAAACGGCGUCGACUUCGCCCUCGUCGAGACCGCCGGCGGAGUCCACUCCCCUGGCCCUAAUGGCAACUCUCAGGCGGACCUCUACCGUCCGCUAAGGUUGCCAAUCGUGCUUGUUGCCGACUCCCGUCUCGGUGGCAUCUCCUCCUCCAUCUCCGCCUACGAGUCUCUGUUGCUACGAGGCUACGACGUCCACUCCGUCCUGCUGUUCCGCGACGACUACUACCAGAAUCACGAGUACCUGCGCCAUUAUUUCCAGGAUAAGAGCAUUCCGCUCCUUCCGCUUCCUGCGCCGCCGCCGCGUCCGCAAACACAGGACGUCGAUACCGCUGCCCGGGAUGAGGAAGCAAUGACCACCUACUACCGGCACGUCUCCCAAAGCACAGAUGUGGGGGGCCUCCUCGACCAAUUGGCCGCCAAAAACACGGAACGCAUUGAUCGACUGGAAGCAAUGGCGAGUCGCGCACAGCAGACCAUCUGGUAUCCGUUCACGCAGCAUCACGGCAUGCAACCCAAGGACAUCACGGCGAUCGAUUCGGCCUAUGACGACUACUUCCAGACCCUUGUUCCCACGGAUGACGCGCACGCCCCCAAGCUCCAGGCCACUUUUGACGGGUCGGCUUCCUGGUGGACGCAGGGACUGGGGCAUGGCAACCCCGCCCUGGCCCUGUCCGCCGCCUACGCGGCCGGCCGCUAUGGCCACGUCAUGUUCCCCGGAAAUAUCCACGAACCGGCCCUGUCGUUGGCCGAGAAGCUCCUCGAAGGGAUUGGCAACCCGCGACUACAGAAGAUCUUCUACACGGACAAUGGCAGUACGGGGAUGGAGGUAGCCGUCAAGAUGGGCCUGCGGGCAGCCUGUCAUCGGUACGGGUGGGACGCCAGCACGGAACAAAUCAGUAUCCUUGGCCUCAAGGGCAGCUAUCAUGGAGAUACCAUUGGGGUCAUGGACUGUUCGGAGCCGUCGACCUAUAACAAGAAGGUCGAGUGGUACCGAGGCCGCGGCUACUGGUUUGACUUUCCGCAGGUGCGCAUGUCUCAGGGCGUCUGGCGGGUUGACGUGCCUGAAAAUCUCCGGCCCCAUCUGGGGGCUGACCUCGACUUUCCUUCGCUGGGCGCCGUCUUCGAUGUGGAGCAACGCGUCCGCUCGGACGAGGGUAAGCGCUACAGAGAGUAUAUCCGGGCUACUAUUGCAGGUUUAGUCCAACAGGGAAUGAAGUUUGGGUCCCUUAUCAUGGAGCCUAUCAUCCUCGGUGCUGGGGGGAUGCUUUUCUGUGAUCCCCUCUUCCAGCGCUGCCUGGUGGACGUCGUUCGUCAUCACCCCGAACUCUUCGCGCCCAGUGCCCCACACCCUACCGAGGGUAACGCAUGGUCUGGACUCCCGGUUAUCCUCGACGAGGUCUUCACCGGCCUAUACCGUCUAGGUCGUAAAUCAUCUGCCUCGUUCCUAGGCGUGGACGCCGACAUCGCUGUCAACGCCAAGCUGCUCACCGGCGGGCUGGUCCCCCUGUGCACGACCGCAGCCAGCCAAGAGAUCUUCCGAGCCUUUGACAGCCCCGACAAGAGCGACGCCUUGCUCCAUGGUCACAGCUACACAGCCCACGCGGUGGGAUGCCAGGUCGCCGUAGAUUCCCUCAACACAAUGAUGAAGCUCGAACGCAACGGGUCGUGGGAUGAUUACCGACGCGACUGGGCAUCCUCCUCAACGCCCGACGUCUGGAGCGUCUGGUCGCACGAUCUCGUCCGGGACCUGUCCUGUGCGGAGUCAGUCAAUGGCGUGUUCGCCAUUGGUACAGUGCUCGUCGUUUCCCUGCAAGAUCUGCAUGGAGGUGGAGGGUACACAUCGACGGCAGCCAAGGGUCUCCAGCAGAGCCUGUCGGCAGACGGUCCGAAUUUCGCCGUCCAUUCGCGCGUGCUAGGCAAUGUGCUCUACCUCAUGUCCAGUGUGACUUCGCGGCCCACGGCACUUCGGGAGAUCGAGGGCCUGCUGCGGGCGGCGCUGCUAUAGCUCAGUCCAUCCGGAGUGAGUCACUGAGCUCCGGCCCUAAUUUAUUUUACCUUUUUCUCCACUGUUCCUUCUAGGUUGGAUUCGCCAGUGGGGUGGAAUGACGGAAGAUUUUCCUUCUUCGGGUUGGUACUAG
Messenger RNA from Aspergillus campestris IBT 28561, 2482 nucleotides. RefSeq names its product adenosylmethionine-8-amino-7-oxononanoate aminotransferase (gene bioDA). Gene Ontology annotation, cellular component: mitochondrion. The record is from RefSeq and is a predicted model, not a curated record. Lineage: Eukaryota; Fungi; Ascomycota; Eurotiomycetes; Eurotiales; Aspergillaceae. The transcript has 5 exons. Gene Ontology annotation, molecular function: S-adenosyl-L-methionine:8-amino-7-oxononanoate transaminase activity; dethiobiotin synthase activity; ATP binding. The coding region runs from base 1 to 2349 and encodes 782 amino acids. Gene Ontology annotation, biological process: biotin biosynthetic process.